GGUACUAUCAAUCAUACACGUGUAAUCAUCAGAUCUGGAAAGUGUAGCAAAAAUUAAAAAAAUAUAUAAUGAAAUUCUUAUUUGUUCUGGCACUUGCAGUCAUUGGUGCAACUGCUGCACCAUCUGUUGAAGACGAUAAUGUAGUUGACCGUAUUAAAGAAUUGAUCAACACAGUUUUAGUGCUAAUUCCAGAACCUCUUUUGGACAUCCAUGACGAGAAAGCUUAUAUAGACCUGGGUUUUGAACAGCUCAACGUCACCUUAGAGAAUGUUGUCAUCUCUGGAAUCAAGAAUUGGGAAGUCAGCACUUUGACUUUCGAUGAAGACUCUAGCCGUAUUGACUACGUCUUGACUGCGCCUGAUAUCGAGGCUUCCAUUGAAUUGGAUAUCUUGUUGAAUGGUAUUCUUGAAGCCGACAACCAUCCGGUCGUCAAUGUUAAGUUGAGCAACCUGCAACUCACAGGUCGCGGCGUCCUCGAUACAGCAUCCUCCCCACACAAAGUGACUGACUUCUAUCUUCUGGGUGUUCUUGAAGAUGGCAAGGUGGACUUGACUGGAAUCCUGAACGACGAUGUCCUCAGUGAGAAACUCGAAACUCUGUUUAACGAAAAAUUGGCCACCAUGGUCAAUGACCUCAGCGUCCAGUUGGAACCAAUCAUCAGCCCCCUCGCCAAAGGCCUGGUCAACCUCAUCAUUCGUCUCACCAGCUAAAUUGUAAAAUAAAUAAAUGUAUUUUUCGAUGCUUGUGAAUAAAUAAUUGUUAUUAUUUAAA
Anoplophora glabripennis (Asian longhorned beetle) is the source of this 771-nucleotide messenger RNA. RefSeq lists its product as uncharacterized. The record is from RefSeq and is a predicted model, not a curated record. The coding region runs from base 69 to 710 and encodes 213 amino acids. The transcript has 5 exons. Lineage: Eukaryota; Metazoa; Arthropoda; Insecta; Coleoptera; Cerambycidae.